GCACGCCCUCCCCUAGUCCAAAAAUGGAUUCAAAAAAUCAUCCAACUGAUUCACAAAAUGGGGAGUCUAAGGAAACACAAGUUAUAGUCGUGGUGGUACCAUUUCCUGCACAAGGCCACAUCAAUCUUCUAGUCCACAUGUCUCGACUUGUCGCGUCCUACGAUCUGCCUGUUUAUUUUCUCGGUUUGAGCGUGGACAUUGUCACAGCCAAACAACGCAUCCAAGGAUGGAACCCAAAGGACUACCCAACUCUCCGAUUCCAUGAGUUCCAAUCACCUCCGUCAUUCCAAUCUAUUACCAACCCAACCAAGGAAUUCCAAGCCUACUCGGAAAUUGUGGAUUCCUCAAUGAGAGCAGCCACGUAUUUACGCGGCCCAAUCAGGGAACUUCUUUGGGAGUUGUCGAGCAAAUGCAAGAGACUGGUAGUUGUAAACGACGCCCUGAUGGCUACGGCCGUGCAGGACAUCGUUUUGAUACCAAACACAGAGUCUUACAACUUCUAUGUGGGCGCGGCAUUCCACGAUGCCUCGCUUGUGUGGGAAGUUGGGCGAAAAGUUCUCCACAUGCCAUCAAUUCUGUGGAAGCUAAUGGGCAAGUUUAUUCUUCCGUCCGGGGCAAUAAUCCCAGAUGGUCUCCCAACCACACAGAGCUGCUUCCCACCUGACUUCUUAAAGUUCAUUGUGGAUCAAAGAAAAGGCAAUAACUUCGCCAAGGGUCAUCUUUACGACGCUUGCAGAGCUGUCGAGGGUCCGUAUCUAGACCUACUCACGAGAUGCUCUAAGAUCUUACGAAAAGGAAACGUUUGGGGAAUCGGUCCGUUCAACCCGGUAGUCACAGAAUCAUAUGAAACAGACAACACAACAAACCGGCACAAUAGUCUCGAUUGGCUUGAUAAAAUGCCUCCAAAGUCCGUCGUUUUUGUCUCCUUCGGGACUCUGACAAUGUUCUCAGACGAACAACUAAACGAACUAGCAGAAGGAUUAGAACAGAGUGGACAUAGGUUCAUUUGGGCAGUGAAAGACGUGCUGAGAGGGACAAAUAGCAAGAUCAGUCUGCCCGAAGGAUACGAGGAGAGAGUGAGAGGGAGAGGCCUGAUUCUACGAGACUGGGUCCCGCAAUUGGAGAUAUUGGAGCAUCCCUCGACGGGUGGGUUUUUAAGCCAUUGCGGGUGGAAUUCAUGCAUGGAGAGCAUAUGCAGGGGAGUGCCUCUGGCCACAUGGCCGAUCCAGUACGACCAAGCCCGGAAUGCCGUUCUAGUGACGGAGAUUUUGAAGAUUGGAAUUGCCGUCAAAGUUUGGGAACGAAGGGAUGAUUUAAUAUCAUCGGUGACGAUUCGUAAUGUCGUGAGGAGAUUGAUAGCGUCCGGAGAAGGAGAGGCAUUAAGGGAGAAAGCGACAGAAUUGGGCAGAGCUGUGAAGCAGGCCGUAAUGCCCGAUGGCAUUUCUCGCAUGGAGAUGGACAAUUUCAUUACUCAUAUUACUCGGAAAACUUAAAAUCCAUUCACACCAAUAAAUAAUACUACCUCCGUUCCGGUAUAUUUGGAACCAAGGGGUGUGGCACAAACUUUUAAGAAAAGAGGAAUUGUGUGAUUAUUAUUGAAUUAAUAAA
This is a messenger RNA of Cuscuta europaea, 1608 nucleotides long. The record is from the annotation of a GenBank genome assembly. Lineage: Eukaryota; Viridiplantae; Streptophyta; Magnoliopsida; Solanales; Convolvulaceae.